This is a messenger RNA of Rana temporaria (common frog), 1524 nucleotides long. It is a transcript of the gene STK16, whose product is annotated as serine/threonine kinase 16. Lineage: Eukaryota; Metazoa; Chordata; Amphibia; Anura; Ranidae. Gene Ontology annotation, cellular component: Golgi apparatus; cytoplasm. Bases 155 to 1072 code for a protein of 305 amino acids. Gene Ontology annotation, biological process: protein phosphorylation. The record is from RefSeq and is a predicted model, not a curated record. The transcript has 8 exons. Gene Ontology annotation, molecular function: protein serine/threonine kinase activity; ATP binding.
GGGUCACAUGUACCUAGAGACGGCGCUUCCUCGUGACGUCAAUACAACGCGCCGCCAGCUGAUUGCUCUGUGCUGUGAUGGUUCCGGGUUAGGCUGGGAGCUGCUGUGCUGGCAUCACCCAGAGGAGCCGUGAGCGAAGAAUGUGUGGGCAGCAAUGGGUGCUACUCUCUGUAUCUGUUCUCGGGGAGUCCUAACCAUCGAAAACAAGCGUUACCUGUUUGUAGAGAAGCUGGGAGAGGGAGGUUUCAGUUAUGUAGAUCUGGUUGAAGGGAUCCAUGACGGGCGCUUUUAUGCCCUAAAACGCAUUCUAUGCCACGACCGGGAGGAUCGCAAGGAGGCGCUUCAUGAGGUGGAGAUGCACCGAAUGUUCAACCACCCCAACAUCCUUCGUCUGGUGGGGCACUGCAUGAUCGAGAAGGGGCCUAAGUGGGAAGCCUGGCUGCUGCUUCCUUAUGUUAAGAGGGGAACCCUAUGGAAUAAAGUUGAAGCGUUGCGGGAUAAGCAUGAAUUCCUACCGGAAGAGAAGAUACUGCACAUUCUACAUGGGAUAUGUCUGGGACUCAAGGCCAUUCAUGAUCAGAGUUAUGCUCACAGGGACCUAAAGCCAACUAACGUGCUGCUGGAGGGUGAUGAUCGGCCCAUACUGAUGGAUCUUGGCUCUAUGAAUCACGCGCGUAUUGAAGUGUCGGGGAGCAGGCAGGCAAUGUCGGUGCAGGACUGGGCAGCACAGCGAUGUACCAUCUCCUACCGCGCCCCCGAACUCUUCAACGUGGAAAGUAACUGUGUGAUUGAUGAGAGGACAGAUAUCUGGUCUCUCGGUUGUGUACUGUAUUCCAUGAUGUUUGGAGAGGGGCCGUAUGACAUGAUUUUCCAAAAAGGGGACAGCGUGGCCUUGGCUGUUCAAAACAACAUCACAAUCCCUGAAAAUAAUAGGUACUCCCAAGGACUGGAGACCCUCCUUUCCUCCAUGAUGGUGGUGAAUCACGUAGACAGGCCGUACGUCUCCACAAUCCUCAGCCAGCUGGAGGCGCUGUACCCAACUGUAGACGGGCAGGCCACCACCAGGAUAUGACAUCACAGGAAGUGACCUCACUCAAGUGCUGCUUAACUGCUAGACCGGUGUCACACAAGGGAUUGGUCCCUUUGGAUCGGACAGUGUGACUGAAGGACUGUGGUUGAUAUCGAAACUUGAACUUCUAAACGCUUUUUAACAAUGACGGUUUUAUCUCUGAUAUUCUUUUUAAGACUAUUUUACUGCGCCAUUACGUGAGACCCUGGAAACGCAUUCUACUUCAGUGGGUGGCGAUGGAAGAUGCCUUCAUGUAGUUUUGUAGAAAUCUGUUACAGGGAAUUGAACAAGUAUGAACCCCCUCCCCAUGUCUUCCCUCCCAGAGGCCACUUCUCUCAGGCCAGUGUCUUGUCUGUCUGGUCUCUGGAGCAUGGUCCCGGUGUGCUGUGUAUGUUCUGCCCCCUCUGUGUCUCCUGUGAUAGGAAGCUGUCAUUAAACCUCAUGCUUGGAUUGGA